UCAUCGUUCAAAUCGCGUUAAAGAGAUACCAGGUAUGCUAUUAUGUCAUAGGAUACUGUCACUAAGCCAUUUAUCCCUUCCGCAGUGUCCAGCAGAAUAUCCGUGUUGACCGAUGCUUAUAUCAAGGAAUGGCAUCCGGUCGAUACCGACUGGCAAAACAGGAACAACUGGGAAGGCGGUCAACUUCCGUGUUGGCGCUCACAGGUCAUCCUGCCCGAAGAAGUGGUCAUUUCCAUCUUCCUCAAUGGAACCGUUGCCUGGAACGAAUUAGUUAUGCCACAGACAGGUGAAUUGGUCCUGAACGAGCUCACACUCAAUGCAGACACACAGGAGCAUUGCAAUAGCCAGGAAGUCAAAUUCAAGAAUUGGAAACCGAGCAGUUGGUUUGACCCUGACCGUUGGCAAAUUUCCGAAUCAGAUGGAAUGGUCAUUCCGCAACCGUUGGCCAUUCCGCAUUCGGAGAGGAUUCCUUGUGCUCAGGACAGCGUUCACUUAUCAAAAGGGCAUUCACUUUCUGUUGAUUUCAAUCGAAUCAACUCUCUUACUGUAGGCCAGGUCAAAUAUGGAGAUCAGCUGUUAACUGUGGAAGAAUGGCGAAAUCAGCUCAACGGGCAAGAAUGGAAGUACCAAGUACACAAUCCACCCCAUUUGGCUCACGUUAACGGAACUGAAUGCCAGGACGUCCUAGGUUGUCGUUGCGGUCACGACGUUGACGUGAUCCAGAUGGUGUGCAGCAAUGCAGGAACUCUGUGUAGUAAUCAGCUUGAAUGUCCUGACAGUUUUAGGCCACCUGGUCACUGCUGUGACAUGUGUGGGGCUAUGAUGAAAGUUACGGUCAAUGAAAGAACAUUCACCAAGUCUGCCUUUGAUCGACUUGUCUCAUCUAUGCUGGUUGAAGAUGGUUGGCCAGCCAGUCAAAGCUAUUCAUACCGAACAGAAGAAAAUGUUCUGCAUGUCACGAUUGUGGAUAAUACCACAAACGAGAGAAGCAUAAAUGCUGCCAGCAAAAUCUACGAUUACUUAAACAAAGAUAAGGAAAGCAGCAAUCUCUAUGGUAUUAUGGCACUGGAGAUGAUUAAAUCUGGUCUUUCACAUUCUGCUGUUCACCACUACACCCCAGAAGAGUUACAUCUCAUUGCGUCCAAUUUGUCGACCGUGUUCGCCACAUUCGUUCUAUUGGGAGGUGUGGUAGCUGGCAUCUAUUUUUACAAGAGGCAAAGGUUUACAGAUUCGCGUGAAGAGCUUUCCGUAGGGUUUGCUCGUUUCCAAAACGACUCUGGAAAUGUGGAGAUAGCUAUUGACGCAAGUUUUGAACAAGCUUUGGCUCGUCCCACACUCGAUGCUUCGUGCAACAGGCAGGAGCCAACUUCCCCCUUCACGGAAGCUCCUGAAAUUCCCAACACCUCUUCGGACACUUGUCAUGGAACUAGUGUCAAGGCAGCGCCUGCCGCUUGGAAGAAAUUUACGCGCGCAUUCACGAACCCUCUCUUUGGCGACCCAUCGGCUGCCGCCAGCCGCAUGUCGGCGAGGUGGACCAUGUCAUCACUCAUGAAAACCACGGCCACUCAGGAAAAUCCCAUUUAUAACAUGGAUAUUCCAGAUUCAUCGCCAGCGACAUCUGACAUCCCAACCAAUCCACCGAGUGUUACAGUAGACGAUCCCGUUGAUGCGAUUGUGGCGCUUCCGGCAGCUACGGUGGCAGGUCGUGCCGAUGAAGCGGAAGGAGAAGGCGUCGCUGAAAGCAACGCUCCACCGCUAGUUGACGCUUUUCCAGCGGUUUCGGAUGACGAAGUUUCUCUUCCUGCCGAAGGGGUUUCGGUCAUGGAAGACGUGUCUCUGGCCGAAGAGACCUCAGCCGCCGCAGAAAGCGCCCAAUCUCCGUCAUUGAAUACGAUUUCGAGUAAUAACAGCGCUAACGGCUCCAAGCAUCCGUUGAAAAGGCUGUGGAAAAAAGCGACAAAAAAAUUGAGCCUAACAGCAAGCAGCGAUCCGACCGGCGCUUUGUCGUCGCCUCAAUCUUCCGAUGCGGAACCAACGGCCGAGCGUUUUACGGCCCCCCAGCUGAUGGGCCAGCAGUGUGAGGACGAAAUGCAACUGACGCUAGCCGAAGAGACGGACGAGUAAUUAAAAAAGAAAAAAUGAAACAUUUGCUGCUAACGCCAUCCAUCGCAGAAUCACGUAACUAACAAAAUUACCCUUUUUUUUAUUAUUUAUCCACCAUGUCUAAGUAGUAAAUGCAGCCUUUUAUCGUAGUACUGUUUAAUAAUCAAGCGGGUAGAGCUAUUGAAAGUCGACAUCCCGCAUUGACCUCGCCAUAAUUCCAGUUAAUCAAAAAGAAAAUAACUAGUCACGUACAUAGAUACAGUGUAACCGAUUGCACCCAAACGCCAAUAACUAGCUAUUCGCAUCAGCGGUUCCAGCUGCUUUUGUAAUAUAGCGGAAAUAAGGGAGUGCAUUGCUAGAUAUGAAGGAAUAAUAGGACACAAAAAAAAAAAGAGAUCUUCUUAUAGAUAGCGGACUGAACGAGGACUCCUUUCUCUGUUCAAUGACGUUGUACAACAAACAAGGAGGAGGCCAGCGUUUUUCACAGUGCAUGUUUUUCCCUUUAUUUUCUCUUUGGGCUGUCUCUUUUCUGUUGCCUUCUAUACGUCGUGUGUGAUUAAUGAUACGAUGACUUGUUCGAUUGGCACCCGCCCCGAAAAUGCUGUCUAGGCGACACAAUUACUAUCCCGCUUACACAUAGAUACUGGUAGCAUUCCCACCCUCGUCUUCUUCUCUGCGUGUGACCUAUAGCAAUCGUAUUGGUGCAGUGGCGACGUUGCCAAAAAGAUAAAAUGUAUCCGACACACAUAAGGGGAACGGGUUGAUUGCGCUUCAUCAUUCUAGUUCGUUGCUCUUUCGCCCCCCAUUCCGUUGGCCGCGUACCGACCGACGUCUAAAACAGACAAUGCAAUCUACGACUAGCCGCCCGGUUUCUAAAUAUACAUACAAACGUAUAUAUACAGACAACAGGCCCAUCUAAAUAGUCUCUUCAUCUUAGCGGCGAAAUGUUUCUGCAGUCCCUUCAGCCGCAUUCAUCUUGUUGAAUGUUUGCGUUUCCCCUCUUUAUCUCUGCCUUACCGUCCACAAGCUCGUCUAAUACCUUUUAAAAAGAAAAAUAACAAUAACCGUUGAUGUAAUUUGCCGUGUGUUUUUUUUUUUUAAUUCUUUUCUUUGGAAAACAGUCACGGUCUGCGUGUGGGAAUGGAUUGACGGAUGCUGCACAAGGGUUUUAGCCAACAGAUAGAUACCUAAUAACCUAAUAGAAAAAAAAAAGAAAUUCUUUUUCGCGUGCUGAACUUUAUUUUUUUUUUAUGGGAAAGGGCGGGAGGUCUGUAGCUAAUCGUCUUCCAGCUGCCCCCCCCCCCCCUUCUUUUCCCGGCCGGUCCGCAUUUAGCAACUGGCCGACGCCUCUGCGCAUGUUAUUUCCAUUUUCUUUUUCUUUUUUAAAGACAUGUCUUUUUCUUAAAAUAAUAAUAAUAAUAAAAAAAAUGCAUAUGUAAAUCACAAA
Molecule: messenger RNA, 3550 nt
Organism: Daphnia carinata
Lineage: Eukaryota; Metazoa; Arthropoda; Branchiopoda; Diplostraca; Daphniidae
Gene: Amnionless
Product: protein amnionless-like
Exons: 8
Coding region: 274-2124 (616 amino acids)
Biological process (GO): receptor-mediated endocytosis; intracellular protein localization
Cellular component (GO): endocytic vesicle; apical plasma membrane
Source: RefSeq, a predicted model, not a curated record